Messenger RNA from Chrysoperla carnea, 2228 nucleotides. Its product is annotated as zinc finger protein Gfi-1-like. Gene Ontology annotation, molecular function: RNA polymerase II cis-regulatory region sequence-specific DNA binding; DNA-binding transcription factor activity. The coding region runs from base 10 to 1863 and encodes 617 amino acids. Lineage: Eukaryota; Metazoa; Arthropoda; Insecta; Neuroptera; Chrysopidae. The record is from RefSeq and is a predicted model, not a curated record. Gene Ontology annotation, biological process: regulation of transcription by RNA polymerase II. The transcript is spliced from 5 exons.
UUGUAAAUUAUGGAAGUCAGUGCGUUAAAUUCUGGUGGAGUGAUGCCAUUAGACUUUAGUAAAGCGAUGCGUGUUCGGGGUGCUGUGGAUGAACCAUCGAAUAAUCGUUUAUCACCUCGAACAAAUAGUACGGAUAGUAAUAAUAUGCCGCCGACGGUAGAUAGAAAUGGUGUAUCUAUGGUAGCGGCUACGCAUAGUGCAUUUCGUGUUGUUACACCGAAAAUUAAAGCUGAAAGUAAUGGACAGCGAUUAUCACCCAUAUCACCGCUACAUUUUCCAAUUAAUGGAGCAUUUCAAACAUAUUGUCGUAGUAUAUGGAAUUCACCAUUUUUACAAAAUACAGAAACAAAAUAUCCAGAUAUAUCACCGCAUAACAGAAGAUCUUCACCAGUAUCGGAAAAUAAAUCUGAUAAAGAUCAAAUAAAAUUCGGCAUCAAUCGUCUCAUGUCCGACAAAACAUCAGACGAUGAAGAUGACGAAUAUCAUAAUAACAAUAACGAUUAUUCAAAAUCAAUCGAUAAUAAUCGGACAAUCGUUGAAACCGCUGGAAGUUGUCAUAGUGGUGAUGAAAUGGUCUCAUCACCAUCGAGAGUGAAUUCAGCAUCGUGGGAAAACGACCAACGAUGUCCAACACCAAGUACAUCACCUGAAUUAGAAGUGGAUUCACCACCUCCACCACGAUUAGUGGAUACCCCGUCACCGAAACCACCAUCAAUUACGGAUAUCAAUCCAUUAUCAAAAAAUCAUUCCUCACCGAUAAAACGUUCAGAGACAUUUUCAGUUAGUGCAUUAUUACGACCGGAUAAUCCAAAAUCUAGUAAAUCGUUAACGCCAUCUUCAAUUAGUGAAACAAUAUCUGUGACAAGACAAUUUCUUUAUCCAAAUAUUCCAUUCGCGGAUUUAUUACGGGAUGCACAAUUAAAAGGUCAUGAAUACGCAAACGGUGCGGCAAAUGCAUCUGCACCUUUUUUAUCCCGACAUUUUAUGCAUCCGGGUUUUUUUCCACCAGCUGCUAUGUAUCCUCUAGCACAUUUAAAGGAUGCAGCGGGUAAUGUUUCUGAGGAAGCUCGAGGAUUUGUUCCAUCACCAACGUCGCUUUACCUUAGUGCGGUCCAAGCUGCAGCGGCAGCUAUGCAAGCGGGUAAUGCCCAAAACGGUGGUGGACAUCCUCAACAACCUUUUCCUUCUGGUCAUACAGCAGACGAUUUAUUUCGAUUAAGACAUUUUAUGAGUGGUCCCGGUGCGUCACAGCAUUUACAUCCGCAUCAUCAUCAUUUGUUGAUGCGACCCGGAGUAAUGCCUAUCGGGGAUGUUUAUUCGUGUAUAAAAUGUGAAAAAAUGUUUUCAACGCCACACGGGUUGGAAGUGCAUGCAAGACGGUCACAUAAUGGUAAACGACCGUUUGCAUGUGAAUUGUGUAAUAAAACAUUUGGACAUGAAAUUAGUUUAAGUCAACACAGAUUGAUUUGUUCUAAUUCAACUAGGGCUGUACAUAAUGUGGAAAAAGUCUUUGAAUGUAAACAAUGUGGUAAAACAUUUAAACGAUCAUCAACAUUAUCAACACACCUGCUAAUACAUAGUGAUACACGACCAUAUCCAUGUCAGUUUUGUGGGAAACGGUUUCAUCAAAAAUCGGAUAUGAAAAAACACACGUAUAUUCAUACAGGGGAAAAACCACACAAGUGUCAAGUAUGUGGUAAAGCAUUCUCACAAAGUUCAAACCUCAUCACACAUUCAAGGAAACAUACUGGAUUUAAACCAUUUGCAUGUGAUCUAUGUGGCAGAGCAUUUCAACGGAAAGUUGAUUUACGUCGUCAUAAAGAAACACAACAUACCGAGCUACGACCCAUGGUGUCUACGUAGUGCCAACUAAAUAGUGGUGUUGUUAGUGGUGGUGGUGGCAGCACUAGUGCAUCAACUACUACGGGGGUGGUACUACCGUCGGGGAUUCCCCCGCAUCAUUUAAUACAAUCAAGUCAUCAUAGUAGUAAUUUACAACAAUCACGAAUACCAACAGCCGUUACAUCAUCAACAACAAUCACGUCACGAACGUUAUCAACAUCUAAUAAUAGUACAAACAAUGAAAAUUUUCCAUCAAGUGUUAUUAAUAAUAAUAGUAGUACAACAAUACCUGCAUCGCAAUUGUUGCGUAGUGUUUCUAAUAAUAUGGGUAUUCCAUCGGCAGCGGCAAUGUCUACCAUGUGGUAUACGGGUGGUAUGACAUCACA